Molecule: messenger RNA, 291 nt
Organism: Lathyrus sativus (Indian pea)
Lineage: Eukaryota; Viridiplantae; Streptophyta; Magnoliopsida; Fabales; Fabaceae
Source: the annotation of a GenBank genome assembly
AUGUUUGUCUGUUUCGAUGGGAUUCAUCCAACCAGUCACUUGUUAAAUUCAUGGUUGCUCCACCAUUCUGAGAAUAAACCAUUGUCAUCUACCUAUGUGGUUUCAUCCAAGUGUAGAGCACUUCAGCUAACUCGGAUACUGACUUUAGAAUUGAGUUGUACCAGAUUGAAUGGUGGCCGAAGCUUAUUGGCAUUGUGGAUUUGGCAACAUGAACAAUGUAUGUAUGAAAUAAGGCUUGGUGGAGCUUCUAAGUGUUUUUUUCUUCCAACUGUCAAAGUUGUGGAUGUUUAA